UAAGCACAUUCCUCCUCUGUACUAUGAACUGAAACGUUCUUAAUGCACAUAAAGUAAACGGGCUAUUCCCGAUACUGAAUUAUUUGGGGAGAAGAUGUGCGUGUGUGUGUGCUCAUUUCUUAUUAAUGAAUGCCUUCACCUUUUCCUAGAGGUCUCAUUUCCAGUAAGGCCAAUGGUUUCCCUGUCUUCUUGUCAUACUUUACGAAGCUGCUAUCUUUAUUUCAAUUUUAAAUGACUUCCAGUGGUCUCUCACACCAUUAAAUACAGCAAGGAUUACUGAAGGAAUUGAGAUUACAGCCACAAUGUUUUAUUCUUGUGCUAAGGGGCUGGAAGUCAGCCUUUGUAGGGAGCAUCAGGGAAGAUGCUCUACUGAAGAACAGCAGGCUGCUGGACACGGACUCCUGAAGUGGGAACCUGUUGGAUCGUCUUGGAUAUUUAGCCAGCCUCACAACCACAUUUUUUGUGAGAAUCACCUUCUGCUGCCCCCUUCACUUUUUAUCAUCUCACACUCGCUGCUCGCCGGCCUUUCGCCCCACACCGCCCUCCCUCAGGAAGGGAUGCUCGUCGAUGUUCGAUCUUUGGAAACUUUCAAGCCUGACUCAACAAGAAAUGAGAUUUAAUCCGUGAAACAGAGCAGCCAACAAGCGCCGAGCAGGUGUUAGAAAGACAAAUGAAUUGUCGGUAGAACUGCCUUCUUUAGGUUUUUGGGCUCGGCGUGUUUUAAUGCUCUGAGAUACAGGGGGAGGUUAAAGCUCGGGAAGAAGGAUGUCUGACAGCGGAUUCAGAGAAUGCAGAAUUUACAGGCCGCAGGGACACUUGGCAGAACCCAUGAGAUAAGGAAAAAAACAAUAAAGCCAACUCGGCAAUUGUGCUGAAAUCAGCUCAAGCUGCAUAAAAGGUAAUCCCGUCAAGGGCAGAUCGUGACCACUGACUCUGGGACCACCGACCCAAAAGAAGGGAAAGGCUGAACACAUGGACUAAUUAGCAUCGGAAGCGAGAGAAUCAUUAACCGAGAGAAGACAGAAUGCUAAUUAAUAAGAGAACUAUAUAACUUGUAAACAUUAAUUCCUUUGUUUGCUAAUAUGCAUAAAUUCUGAAAAGUUUUGAUAGCCUGGGUGCUGGAUUUCUGGAAUACCUGGGAGCAGCCAGGCUUGUAUAGCCCUGAGGUAAACACCAAUGUCGGUGUGGAAUCAUUGGUGUGUUGCACACCAGUAGCUGUUGUCAAUCUGCUUUGCUCUGUGAUCUGUGGUGGAGAGGGGUCUGUAGCUCCAGAUUGCAGUUACCAGAAGGAAUGUUUUAUUUUGCUGACUAAAAGAAGGCAUCUCCUCUUCUGAAACCAGGCUAUGUCGAAGAGGUUACUGAGCGGGUGAUGGAGAAUUUAAAACCGCGCCUUUGCUGAAGGAGAGGCAGCAAUGGAUCAGAGGAAAGCAGCCUGGCCAAGCAAACUGCCCUACCUACCACAGUGCUGAAAACAAGGUGCUUCUGGGUGCACAGCAGAUGCUGCAGGGAUGUAGAGCUGAGGGAAUAUUUAUGAUUUGCCAAAAUACGAGGGGAACUCGGCGAGGACAUCAGAACUGGGAUGCCCCGGUCUUCUCUCUUCAGGGAUGCCUUGCUUCAUGUGCAUCUUUUGUCUGCUAUGCUGUUUCUAAAGGGUAAAAUCACUAACAAAUAAGAAGUCAGCAAGGUGGAUUGGGUGCAUUUCUCUUUUGGAAGAGAUGGUCCUGGUCAUGAAAAUUCUGUUCCUCACCUGCCUAUGGCCAGCAGCAGUGCUACACAGUUCUCACAGUCAGCAUCACCGUCUUCAUCGUCGGCAACAAAUGUCAGUCUCAAGAAAACAUAACAGCAAACGAGAAAUUAAAAUGAGGAAACUCGACAGCACAAAGGUCCGACCACUCAAAUCUGAGCAGCUGCUUCACAUUGAGGACCAUGACUUUGCUCUGAGACCUGGAUUUGGAGGGUCACCAAUACCUGUGGGCAUUGAUGUGCAGGUGGAGAGCAUUGACAGCAUAUCUGAAGUUGACAUGGACUUCACAAUGACUUUAUAUCUCAGACACUACUGGAAGGAUGAGAGGCUCUCAUUCCGCAGCAACAAAAACAAAAGUAUGACUUUUGAUGGACGGCUGAUAAAAAAGAUCUGGGUGCCUGAUGUGUUUUUUGUGCACUCCAAAAGAUCUUUCAUCCAUGAUACAACUGUGGAAAACAUCAUGCUCCGAGUGUACCCUGAUGGCAACGUUCUCUUCAGUCUGAGAAUAACAGUUUCUGCUAUGUGCUUCAUGGAUUUCAGUAGGUUUCCUCUGGACACACAGAACUGUUCUUUAGAACUGGAAAGCUAUGCGUACAAUGAAGAUGAUCUGAUGUUGUACUGGAAACAUGGCAACAAGUCCCUGAGCACAGAUGAGCACAUCUCCCUCUCCCAGUUCUUCAUUGAGGAAUUCAGUGCUUCCAGUGGACUUGCUUUUUACAGCAGUACUGGUUGGUACAAUCGACUUUUUAUCAACUUUGCACUCCGCAGACACAUUUUCUUUUUUGUGCUACAAUCGUAUUUCCCAGCCAUGCUGAUGGUGAUGCUGUCUUGGGUUUCCUUUUGGAUUGAUAGAAGAGCUGUUCCUGCCAGGGUGUCAUUAGGCAUAACUACAGUGCUGACAAUGUCCACCAUCAUGACAGGAGUAAGUGCCUCAAUGCCUCAAGUGUCUUACAUAAAGGCUGUGGAUGUGUAUUUAUGGAUCAGCUUCCUUUUUGUCUUCCUGUCAGUCAUCGAGUAUGCAGCGGUGAACUAUCUCACCACAAUUGAAGAGAGAAAACAACUCAAAAAAAGGGGCAAGGCUUCUGGAAUGUACAGCAUGGACGCAGUGCAAGCGAUGGCUUUCGAUGGCUGCUACCACGACACGGAUGAGGACAUGGACCUGAGUCCCUUCCCAGAGCCCUGUGAGGAGAGUGAGACCAGGGCAAGUCAAACCAACAUCUCCAAUGCUGACACACCUCGCUUGAAGAGGAAGAGAUCUCUGAAGGGAAACGUGGGCAGGAUUAUUUUGCAGAACAAUCAUGUUAUUGACACGUAUUCCAGGAUUAUAUUUCCCAGUGUAUAUAUUGUGUUCAACUUUUUUUACUGGGGUUUGUACAUAUGAACAAAAAUGCUUAAAAGCUAGACUUUAUUUUGUGUAUGAGGGUUGCAUCAUGCUUCAAAAAUAAUGCAACAGCAGUAGAGGAAAAGGUUACAGUUUUCCAAAAGAGACUUCUGCAUCAAACCUGGGCUGGUUUGGUCAGCAGCAAAACUCUUCAUGAAAAACUCUCACGUGUCUGGGUUCUUUUCCAACUGGACUAUGCAGAGCUUCACUGGGGUGAUCCCAUGCACAGGCUCCACUGGAGUAGCACAGGAGCUGUGUGCUCACUAAGGGAGCCCUGUUUCACCCCCCUGAACAGACAGCAGCUCCCACCUGAGCCACUGUCCUGUCUGUGUCUGCACUCCAACCCUUCCUCUCAAAUCAGCCUCUCUGUUCUUCACCUGUGCUCCACUGUGGUCAGCAAUCCACACCAACUGCUUUGGGACAGACUUGGGAUAGCUCCUGUCCUUGUCUCCUUCCUGCAUUCCAAUUUUCCUGGGCAACCCCUGUGCACCUCAGCAGCCUCUGCCUUCGGAUGGGAACCAGGGGGAAAAUGAUGGCUUAGCAGUGCAGUAGGGACCAGCACGAAGCCAGGCUGAUGGGGCUUUGUAGACUGUGCAUCAGCAACACUUCAAGAAAACCCUUCACCCUUGUCAGCUGUCUGUGACUUUCCAUGGCACCUCUGUUUUGAGGUAUCUGGCUCACCAGUCCCUGAGGCAGCACAGGAACAACGUCCCAGACCCUGUGCACUUGCAGCCACUUCCCAGGGGGAUGAGCAGCAUCCCCAGCACGAGCUGUGUCCUUCACGGGUCACCCACACACCUCUGCCUCACCUCCACCUGCUGUAAUCCCCUGCUUCCUGCAGAGCCCUUUGGCUUAGAAACACAGGCUUUGAGACAGAGAUUUUAGACAACAGCUGUGCCAAAACAAAGACACAUACAGGAAACCUGUCAGUCUCAGAUGAAUCCUGCAUGGAAAUAUCCUUAGGUUCAGGCUAAGGAGGCUGAAUUAAGGAUGUUCAGGGAUAAACACAGAAAGUUUUCCCAGCUCCAGAAAAGAAUAAUUUAUAACUUUCCCAAAUAAGGAGCAUUUUCCAUUAAAUUCCUUGGGUUUGUCUGUUAUUUCAUAAGCGGAGUUUAUAUUUACAAAGUCAGAUAAAAAUUACCAUUUUGAAGUUCAAAAUGAUCAUUUGGUGACAAAAAGUGUCAUAAGGUAAAUGCUUGGUCAAGUUUAUUGGUCAAGGAAGUGGGAAUAAAUUUGGAAGCCUAACUCA
Messenger RNA from Passer domesticus (house sparrow), 4374 nucleotides. It is a transcript of the gene GABRR3, whose product is annotated as gamma-aminobutyric acid type A receptor subunit rho3. Bases 1716 to 3125 code for a protein of 469 amino acids. Gene Ontology annotation, molecular function: GABA-A receptor activity; neurotransmitter receptor activity; chloride channel activity. The record is from RefSeq and is a predicted model, not a curated record. NCBI's taxonomy places the organism in Eukaryota, Metazoa, Chordata, Aves, Passeriformes, Passeridae. Gene Ontology annotation, biological process: chloride transmembrane transport; nervous system process; regulation of membrane potential. The transcript has 12 exons. Gene Ontology annotation, cellular component: neuron projection; synapse; plasma membrane.